CAGCCUUUCCAGCCAUAAAAGGUUGGGAGUGUUGCUUUCACAUUCCACUGACUACAGUCAUUAUUUUUGUUCUGGACCUCAGGGUCCCUCAACCCUGGUCCUGAUAGCCACUCUGCUGGAUUGAACUUUUGGUGGAUUUCUCUCUUCUUCUCAUUCAUCCUUGUACAAGACUGAAAUUCUAUCAUUCUUAAUUUGACUACUGAACAUUCGAAAGUGUGGGCUGAGCUAAGAGAAAUCCAGGAUGUCUUUACCAUUCUACCAGAGGCAUCAUCAACAUUUUGAUCGUGCAUAUCGCCACAAGGAGCUGGAGUCCACUCUAAGUCAGUACCAAAGGGAGGAGAAGCGCAAAUCUGCCAUCUACACUCAUGGAUCUACCGCCUAUAGUAAGGAAGCUGCAUUAGCCUACCACCAUGACCAGCAGUCUGCAGCAUCUAGCCAUGAAUUGGCAGAAUCCUAUGCCCAUGAAUCAGCAGCUCACAGUAAAAGAUCUUCAGCCCUCAGCCUAGGAUCUGAAUUGAUCAGUAAGAAAGCUGAAGCCUACCAUCAUGGAUCUGAGUUGGUCAAUAAGAAAGCUGAAGCCUACCGCCUUGGAUAUGAAACCUACAGUCGAGGAAAAAUGUUGGAAGAUUAUUCUUUCAAGUUAAGUCCCAAAGCAAAGCGGGCUAAGCAGAGUAUAUUGUCAGAAGAAGAGAAGGAAAACACAGCUAUUGAAUAUGUAGUACCUAUAUUCAGAGGAAGACAAACCCAUAUCAGCGGGAUUACAGACACAGAAGAAGAAAGAAUAAAGGAAAGUGCUGCAUAUAUUGCGAGAAGGAACCUUAUGGCGGCUGGGGAAGGAAUUACUGCAACCAGAAAGGAAACUUCAUCUUCUGUGCAAGAAGAAACACAUCAGAAGAAGUCAAGAAAAAUAGCAAUACAAGAGACAGCUGAAGAAAUGGUUCUAAAGAAAACGUUAAGUGAUAAGAUAGAAUUCCACAGAAAGUUAAAUGAAGACCAACUGUUACAUGCUCCUGAAUUUGUUAUCAAACCUCGAUCCCACACUAUCUGGGAAAAGCAGAAUGUCAAAUUACACUGCACUGUAACUGGCUGGCCGGAGCCUCGUGUUACAUGGUACAAAAACCAUGUUCCCAUCAAUGUCCACAUUAAUCCUGGCAAAUAUGCAAUCGAAAGUCGGUAUGGGAUGCACUCUCUGGAAAUAAACAAAUGUGAUUUUGAAGACACUGCACAGUAUCGUGCUUCUGCCAUGAAUGUAAAAGGAGAGCUUUCAGCCUAUGCUUCCUUGGUGGUGAAGAGAUACAAGUCGGAGUUUGAUGAGAGUUGUUUCCAUGCAGGAACUGUCACCUUACCCUUGAGCUUUGGUGUUACUCCACAUGGCUAUGCCUCCAAGUUUGAGAUCCACUUUAUAGAUAAAUUUGAGGUUUCCUUUGGAAGAGAAGGUGAAACAAUGAGUCUGGGCUGCUCAGUUAUCAUUCACCCCGAGAUUAAACGGUUCCAGCCGGAAAUCCAGUGGUAUAGGAAUGGAGUCCUAAUUUCUCCAUCCAAAUGGGUCCAGACACAUUGGAGUGGAGAAAGAGCUACAUUGACCCUGACUCAUGCCAACAAAGAGGAUGAAGGCCUUUACACCCUCCGUGUGGUGAUGGGGGACUAUUAUGAUCAGUACAGUGCUUAUGUUUUUGUUCGAGAUGCUGAUGCCGACAUACCAGGAGCCCCUGGUUCUCCACUGGAUGUGAAGUGUUUGGAUGCUAACAAGGAUUAUGUCAUCAUCUCCUGGAAACAACCAGCUGUUGAUGGAGGAAGUCCCAUCUUGGGAUACUUCAUUGAUAAAUGUGAAGUUGGCACUACCCACUGGUCUCAGUGCAAUGAGACACCAGUGAAGUUUGCUCGCUUCCCAGUCACAGGUUUAAUAGAAGGGCGCUCCUACAUAUUCCGAGUUCGAGCUGUGAAUAAUGCUGGUGUGAGCAUUCCAUCCCGGAUUUCAGACCCCGUAGCAGCCUUGGAUCCUGCCGAUAGGGCCAGACUUAGAAGUCAUCCCUCUGCCCCCUGGACUGGACAGAUUAUUGUCACUGAGGAGGAACCUACAGAGGGCAUUGUUCCUGGACCACCUUUAGACCUCCAUGUUACAGAAGCCACAAAGAACUAUAUUGUGCUCAGUUGGAAACCUCCGUUUGAGCGGGGCCAUGAGGGUGUCAUGUACUUUGUUGAAAAGUGUGUUGCAGGAACUGAAAACUGGCAGAGGGUGAAUACUGAGAUACCUGUAAAGUCCCCUCGCUUUGCACUUUUUGACUUAGCUGAAGGGAAGUCCUACCAGUUCCGUGUCCGUUGCUGUAAUUCAGCUGGAAUUGGUGAGCCCUCAGAAGCUACUGAAGCCACUGUGGUUCGUGACAAACUUGAUAUUCCUAGUCCUCCUAGCCAUCUUAUACCUGUCAGAAAUACAGACACCUCAGUAGUUGUCACUUGGACAGAAUCCAAAGAUGCAAAAGAGUUGAUUGGAUAUUACGUAGAAGCAAGCAAAGUCGGAUCUGGUCACUGGGAACCAUGCAACAAUAAUCCUGUGAAAGGCACAAGAUUUACUUGCCAUGGACUUACUACUGGGGAUCACUACAUUUUCCGUGUCAGAGCUGUUAAUGCAGCAGGACUCAGUGAGUAUUCACAGGAGUCAGAAGCCAUUGAAGUCAAGGCAGCUAUUGGGGGAGGAUUGCUUCAUGAUGUAUGUCCUGGACUAAGUGGUAAAGCUGAUGGACUAACAGACCACACUGCCAACUGGGAAGGCAUGCAUGAGUCCUCCCAGCCUAUCUUUGACACAGAUGCUUUGUUAAAACGCAAUGCUAAACCUAACAGGCAAACAGUGCCCGAUAGCUCUGGUAAGCAGAGGAGUCCGACAGACAAUAAAGUGAGUGAAAAAGUUCCAUCUCCUUCAUCACAAAAAGCAGCUACGGAUAGCUCUGGUAAGCAGAGGAGUCCAACAGACAAUAAAGUGAGUGAAAAAGUUCCAUCUCCUGCAUCACAAAAAGCAGCUACCAAGCAGGCAAGUAAGUCUCGUCCUGAGGACCGCUCAGCACUGCAGAAAAUGAAAAAGAAAGGUGACAUAGCUCCUCCAUCUCCACCAUAUGACAUCACGGUGCUUGAAAGUGUUCAUGACUCAAUGGUCCUUGGAUGGAAACAGCCAAAAACUGUCGGUGGAGCUGAUAUAACUGGCUAUUAUGUGAAUUACCGGGAAGUGAUUGGUGGAAAACCUGGAGAGUGGAAAGAAGCUAACAUUAAGGCAGUUAGUGAGAGGGCAUACAGGCUCCAUGACUUGAAGGAAAAUAUGACGUACCAGUUUCAAGUGGCUGCUGCUAACCUAGCUGGCCUUGGCCCUCCUUCUCCAGCUAGCAAGUCCUUCAAAUGUGAAGAAUGGACCAUUGCUGUUCCAGGACCACCCCAUGAUUUGUCAUGCAGUGAAGUUAGGAAAGAUUCUUUGGUUAUAUUGUGGAAACCACCAAUUUACAUUGGCCGAAGUCCUGUAACUGGUUUUUAUGUUGACAUGAAAAAAAUAGACGCACCAGAGGAACAUUGGAGGAGUGUGAACGAGAAAGCUUUUGCAAACAAAUUCUUCAAGAUCACUGGCCUAAAAGAAGGCACCAGUUAUGUGUUCCGUGUACGAGCAGUAAACCAAGCUGGAGUUGGGAAGCCUUCAGAUCCCACUGACCCUGUAAUAGCUGAAACUCGACCAGGAACAAAAGAAGUUGUGGUUGAAGUAGAUGACAAUGGAGUAAUUUCCCUGAACUUUGAAUGUGAUCAGAUGACUGCAGACUCUAAAUUCAUCUGGUCCAAGAAUUAUGAACCAAUUGAUGAUGAUUCGCGGUUAGCCAUUGACACCAAAGGUGGAAAGUCAAAAGCUAUCUUUAAAGAUCUCAGUGAAGACGAUUUGGGCAUUUACUCCUGUACUGUAACAGACACAGAUGGAGUCUCAUCAAGCUAUACAUUAGAUGAGGAAGAAAUGAAACGCCUGCUUGCACUCAGCCAUGAACACAAAUUUCCAGUUGUCCCCCUUAAGUCUGAAUUGGCAGUUGAAAUUCUGGAGAAGGGACAGGUGCGAUUCUGGAUGCAGGCUGAGAAAUUGUCUCCUCAUGGUAAAGUCAACUUUGUAUUUAAUGACAAGGAAAUUGUUAAUGGAGAGAAAUACAAGAUGAAGGUUGACCACACUUCUGGUAUGAUUGAAAUGGUUAUGGAUAGACUUGAAGAUGUGGAUGAAGGCACCUAUACCUUUCAAAUUCAGGAUGGCAAAGCAACCAAUCAGUCCAGUCUUGUUCUUAUUGGUGACGUGUUCCAGAAACUACAGAAAGAAGCAGAAUUCCAGAGGCAAGAGUGGUUCAGGAAGCAAGGUCCACAUUUUGUUGAGUAUCUGGGAUGGGAAGUUACCCCUGAAUGCAAUGUGUUACUGAAAUGCAAGGUAGCCAAUAUUAAGAAAGAAACACACAUUGUUUGGUACAAAGAUGAAAGAGAGAUAAUGGUUGAUGAAGAACAUGACUUUAAGGAUGGUGUAUGUACUCUGCUGAUAACAGAGUUUUCUAAGAAAGAUGCUGGUAUAUAUGAAGUAAUAUUGAAAGAUGACAGAGGGAAGGACAAGAGCAUAUUGAAGCUUCUGGACACAGCUUUUGCAGAUUUGAUGACGGAAGUAUGCAAAGUGAUUGCUUUAUCUGCAACAGAACUGAAAAUCCAGAGCACAGAAGAAGGCAUCAGAUUAUAUUCAUUUGUUAGCUACUACUUGGAAGAUCUGAGAGUGAGCUGGUCACACAAUGAUGUUAAAAUGAAGUAUACAGAAAGAGUGAAGACUGGUGUUACCGGGGAGCAAAUCUGGUUGCAAAUCAAUGAGCCAACACCCAACGACAAGGGAAGAUAUAUAUUGGAGCUCUUUGAUGGCAAAACUGGACACACAAGGACAGUGGAUCUUUCUGGGCAAGCCUUUGAUGAAGCCUUUGCUGAAUUCCAGAGGUUAAAAGCAUUGGCUAUUGCAGAGAAAAAUCGUGCCCGGGUGCUUGGAGGGCUGCCCGAUGUUGUCACUAUCCAGGAAGGCAAGGCGCUUAAUCUUACUUGCAGUGUCUGGGGAAACCCUGCUCCAGAAGUUUCAUGGCUGAAGAAUGAAAAGCUUCUGACAGGAGAUGAUCACACCAUCCUGAAAUAUGAACCAGGAAAACAAGCAUGCUUCACCAUCACGGCUGUCAGUACAGCUGACUCAGGGAGAUACAGCCUUAUAGUGAAAAACCAGUAUGGCACAGAGACUAGUGAUUUAACUAUAAGUGUGUUCAUACCUGAGGAAGGGAUGACCCAUGUCCCCCUUCCAGAUCAUGGCAAAGGAGAUAAGAAAAAGAAGGCAUGAAGCUAAAGCUAAGAUGGACAAGUGUUGCAGAGAAGUAGAGUUCUAUCUGGUUUAAUAAUAUGUGUGUGUAAAUGGUUUUGCCUGUGAAUAUGAAGUAGAUAUGAACCCUUCCACUCUCUUCAUUUUAGAUGUUGUGAUCAGGCAAAAAUGGGGAAUGCUCCCACUCCCAGCCUGGCUUUCUGUCACAUGAACUUAACUCAGAAGCAUAAUAGGAUAAUGUUCAUAACUCAGAAGCAUAAUAUUUAAGGAAGUCAUUUAAUCAGUGAUGUGAGUGAAAGGAU
Molecule: messenger RNA, 5640 nt
Organism: Lacerta agilis (Sand lizard)
Lineage: Eukaryota; Metazoa; Chordata; Lepidosauria; Squamata; Lacertidae
Gene: MYOM1
Product: myomesin 1
Exons: 38
Coding region: 242-5359 (1705 amino acids)
Molecular function (GO): protein binding
Source: RefSeq, a predicted model, not a curated record